Messenger RNA from Zingiber officinale, 3548 nucleotides. Its product is annotated as disease resistance protein SUMM2-like. The transcript has 2 exons. Gene Ontology annotation, molecular function: ADP binding; ATP hydrolysis activity. The record is from RefSeq and is a predicted model, not a curated record. The coding region runs from base 142 to 1596 and encodes 484 amino acids. Lineage: Eukaryota; Viridiplantae; Streptophyta; Magnoliopsida; Zingiberales; Zingiberaceae.
UCUGUUGACUUGAACUCCACUACCUGAUCCCCUUUCCUUCUCAAUUCGCUUCUCGAUUGCUGAAGUUUCAGUAAUUUCCUUCUUCCCAAUUCCUUCUCCACUGAUUGCGAUCCAAGCCUUUGCUGUUUCGCCUCGAUCGCCAUGACUCUCUCCACGGUCUUGGGGCAAAUCCUCAACAAGAUAUGCAAUGCAGCUUCGUUCUACCUCGCCAGCCCUCAAUCUAGCGUCAAUUACUUGGGCAGAGCCGCGGAGCGAUUGACGGCCAAACUGGAAGACGUCAAUCAGGAAAUCGCUGAGGCUGAGCGCAACGGGCAAACCACCACCAAUGAAACUCGACUGUUGAAGCGCAAGGCCGAGGCGUUUGUAUCGGAGGUCGCCGCCAUCCAACGGGACUACGGAGCGAUGCGGUGCCUCGGAGGCUGGUCGUGGAAUUGCGUCUCCAUCAACCAGAGAGUCAGCGAGAGGAUGGAGGAGGUGAGUGAGUUGAUUAGCGGAGUGGAUGUUUCGAAGGUUGCCGCGAAGCUGCCUCCGCCGGCUGCCGUGGAGCUUCCCAUUUCAAAUAAUGUCGUCGGGAUGCGAUCGAAUCUGAUCCAGAUUGUGAACCAGAUUAGGGAUGAAAAUAACAGUGUUAUUGGCAUCUACGGCAUGGGGGGGAUAGGAAAGACUACGCUUUUGAAGCACAUCCACAACCAUGAAGACAUCUCCAAGCUCAAGUUUGAGCAUGUCGUCUGGAUCGUGGCCUCCCAAGGAUGCAAAUUACAAAAACUUCAGAUGGACCUGGCUAAGAAGGUAAGACUGAAAUUUGAAGAUGAUGAGAGUGAAGACGAUCGUGUUUCUAAGCUCUACAACUUCUUAAAACAAAAAAGUUGCUUGUUGUUUCUUGAUGACAUUUGGGAAUCCUAUGAUCUUGUUAAGUUGGGGAUGGAACAAGUACCUGCUGAGCAUGGCAAAGAGCAGAAGCGCAAGGUGGUAAUUUUCACGACGCGCAGCGAGCAAGUAUGCACUGAAAUGAGUGCUGACGUGAUAAAAAAAGUGGAAGGAUUGCCAUAUGAUCAAGCAUGGGAGCUCUUUCUUAAAAAUGCAGGUGAACAUGUAAUCAACAUAGAGCCAAGAAUUACUGGACUAGCAAAACAAAUUGCUGAAGAGUGUGCCGGUGUGCCCCUUGCUCUCAUCACCGUCGGCAAAGUCAUGUCCGCAAAGAGGUCAAUAGAAGCUUGGAAUGAAGUUCUCAGGCAACUGAAGAAAUCACAUAUGCCGAAAGUCACGGGUAUGAAAGAACGAGAUCCUAUGUUAGCCGCCUUUAAACUUAGUUAUGAUAAUCUGGAAGAUGACAAUAUGAGAGCUCGCCUGUUGUGCUGCUCUUUGUGGCCCGAAGAUUUUGAAAUUCAUAAAGUUGAACUAAUUCAGUGUUGGAUAGGCCUUGGUCUGAUUGAUGAGUUUGACUCGAUCAACGAAGCAUUCGAUCGAGGGCAUUUCCAUAUCGAGACUUUGGCAUCUGCAUGCUUGUUAGAGCUUAUUGAUGGAGAGAUACACACGACAAAGAUCAAGAUGCAUGAUGUGAUCCGGGACAUGGCUUUAUGGACGGCCUCGAAUUAGGGAUCCAAUCAACAUAGAUGGAUUGUUAUAGCACGGGCUGGAUUGAGACAGUUGGAACUAAAGAAUGAGGAAUGUCAAGUGGUAGAACGAGCAUCAUUCAUGCAUAACCUAUUAGAUUAUUUGCCAGAGCAGACUGCAACUUUUCCAGAACUUUCAGUGCUUAUGCUCCAACAGAAUAAAUUGCUAAACUUAAUUCCUAAGUCAUUUUUCUCGUCUUUGCCUGCUUUGACAUUCUUGGAUCUCUCAGGUACAAAUAUCAGAAAGCUUCCAAGCGAUAUCAACAUGUUAUCUGAACUCCAAUAUCUAAACUUGAGUUUCACCCGAGUUGAAGCAUUGCCAGUAGAGUUGAGUGGCCUUGUUAAACUCAAGUAUUUGCUUCUAGAAAAAACUAAGAGUCUUGUCCAGGUACCCAAGGGAACAAUAUCCAACUUACGUUUACUAAAAUUGUUGAAUUUAUACCAGAGCAAGUAUGCUGAUUUGGAUGAGCUAAAGGGUUUUCCAGGAUGUCGGAAAAAUAUUGGAAUUACCCUGCACUCAAUGACAAAUCUUGAACGAUUGGGUUUUCUAUCACAAUUAUCUACAUGGAAACUCCAACUACAAAACUUGAGAGACUUGGCUUAUCCAAGCCAACUAUUUGAGAACAUCAUGAGUAGCCAUAACACAAGGCGCGACCUAGAACGACUAGAGAUCGUAAAUGUCAGGACAGGUGGUGAAUUAACAGUUGCUCGGAGCAAGGAUCAUAAAGAAGGCCUUAAAUGUUUGAGGUAUAUGACACUUAAAAAUGUCCACUAUUUGCGAGAAAUCACUUGGAAAGCAGUUGAGCCUCAAACGAUAUUUCCUAAUCUCCACGAAUUGACUAUUGAUAAAUGCAACAAGUUGAUAAAUAUCACUUGGGUUCUUCACCUACCAAACCUCAGUGUCUUGAAAGUAUCAAAUUGUGAUGAGAUGAAAGAAUUGAUAAGUUGUGUUGAAAGUUCCGUCAACUCUAGCAUUGGCUUACGCUUACUGUCUUUGGAUGGAUUGCCUAAAUUGAAUUGUAUCUCACGGCAGCCACUAACAUUCCCCUACUUGGUGCGGAUAGAUGUGAUCUCAUGCUAUAAAAUCAGAAAGCUACCGUUUGGAGCUGAAAUCUGUCAGCAUAAAUUGAAACGUAUUAUUUGUGAUGAGGAUUGGUGGGAAAUGAUCCAGUGGGAGAAUGUUAACGAUAAGAAUUCUCUCACCCCCUAUUUCAAGUUGAUUAAUUCGUUUUAUUCCCGGAGUGAUUAUGAGUAUGACUGUGUGGAGCCAGGGCGAAAGAAAAGACGUUAUGACUUGGAUUCGUUCGAUCCUGCCUGGGAUUCGUUCGAUCGUGAGGAUUCGUUCGAUCCUGAGGAUCUGUUAGAUCUUGCUUGGGAUCCGUUAGAUCUAUAGACGUAUGACUGUGCGGAGCCUGGGCGAAAGGUAAGACGUUGGAUAUGAAGGGUGCCUCUGGACUAAAAAUCCAGGUAGGCUAAAGACGUUGGAUUCGUCGAUAUAUUUAUUUAUUUUUUUCAUUUCAUUCCCCAUAGUUCAGAAUAUUACGUUUUGUAUUGGCAUUUCGUCGUACAUAUUCUGCGCAGGCAACAACAAGGGGCCGAAGCUGAUCUUCGUGCAACAAGGAGGUCCUAGGUUCGAUUUGAAGGACCUGCUGACCGGUGGGCCGUCGGUGGUGGUAAAUAUUAGGUACAAGGACAUGAGCUGACUGGUGGGUCUUCGUUCCAGUGAUGAACCAAGCUUCUGCUUUCUUGAUUCUGUAUAUUAUGAACUACAUCCUUAAUGUUUCACAUCAUGUAUGUUCAUAGUCGACAUCAUUCUCAUAGUUUCUUUAUGGUUUAAAUUGGAUAUUCUAGCGACAAAUAUUGCAGAAACCUCUGUAACAAUUCCUUGUAUUAAGUAUGUUAUAGAUGUUGGGUUGGUCAAUGCUCAUUCUUACA